Messenger RNA from Vicia faba (fava bean), 3705 nucleotides. The record is from the annotation of a GenBank genome assembly. Lineage: Eukaryota; Viridiplantae; Streptophyta; Magnoliopsida; Fabales; Fabaceae.
AUGGUUUUUGGAUCGUUUUUGGAUUGUGAUAAUUUGAAAAACGUGGAGGAGAUGGGGAAAGAGGUUGUUGAAGAUGUGGAAGAGGGUGAGAUUUCUGAUACGGCUUCGGUUGAGGAGAUUAGUGAAGAGGAUUUUAAGAAACCGGAUGGUGUAAAAGUGAAUGUUAGUAAUAGUGAUACGGCGGCUACUGGUGCUGGUGGUAAUUCUAGGGUUUGGGCUGUUCAGAAUUUGUAUUCGAAGUAUCCGACUAUAUCGCGUGGUUAUGCUGCUGGAUUGUAUAAUCUUGCUUGGGCGCAGGCGGUUCAGAAUAAGCCGUUGAAUGAUAUUUUUGUUAUGGAACUUGAUGGUGAUUCCAAAGCUAAUGCUAAUGCGAAUAGUAACAAUAGCAGUGGUAAUAAUAAUGAUGAUGAUUUGAAUAUGGCGUUGAAGGAGGUUGUGGUGGUGGAUGAUGAUGAUAAAGAGGAAGGGGAGUUGGAGGAGGGUGAGAUUGAUGGUGAUGAUGAUACGGAUUGUGUUAUGUUGGGUGGUGAUGGUUCCGAGACUGUUUUUGAUUCGGAGGUAAUUGAUGUUAGGGAUGUUUUGGAGAGUAUUACUGUUGCUAACGUGGCAAAAUCGUUUGUUGAAACUUGUACUAGGCUUCAGAGUGCCUUGCAUAGUAAAAUGUUUGCGGGUUCUGAAAAAGAUGUUCUUGUUCCUUUGUUAUUCAAUGCAGUUAAAGUGAUUUUUUCUGUGUUUUGCUCAAUGGAAUAUUUGCAAAAGGAAGAGAAUAAGGAUAACUUAUUAAGAUUGCUUUCUUCUCUGAAGAAUGAGCAUGCUCAUUUAUUUACUCCGGAGCAUAAUAAAGAGAUUCAGGUCAUGAUUACUUCAAUUGUUUCUGUUGAUGCUUUGGGCAAUAGCGAGGUUAUUGGCAAGGAGGGAAAAUUGGAGGCCUUUGAUAAGACUCGGCAACUUCUAGGUUUAGAAGCCAGUGGAUUGAUUUCUUCUAGUAUGCUUGUCCAUGAUAACUCAGCCUAUGCACCUGAAACCUUGUUAUAUGGACAAAAUAAUAUUAAAAGCCCUAUGCUCCCACUGUUUGACUUACACAAGGAUCAUGAUUUAGAUAGUUUACCGUCUCCCACGCGAGAAGCUCCGUCCUGCUUUCCGGUGAAUAAAUUGUUUUCGGUUGGAGAUGGAAUGGAUAGAUUUGGGAUUCCUCUUGCCUCUAAGACAAAGGCUCCUCUUGCCUCUAAGACAGAGGCUCAAAGGAUGGAGCUGAAUGGUAAGGAUUCCAAGUUUCACAUCUAUGAAAAUGAUGCUCUGAAAGCUUUUUCAACAUAUCAACAAAAGUUUAGUCAGAGUUCCUAUUUUACGGAUGAUAAGUUUCCAAGUCCAACUCCUUCAGGUGACUGUGAGGAAGGGGUUGUUGAUACCAAUGGUGAGGUUUCUAGUGCUUCUAUAGCUGCUUCGCUAACAAGCUCUACGUCACCCCCCUUGGAUCAGAUGCCUGUUUCUUCUACUUCCAUCAAUCGGUCUUCAGCAAAGAGUAGAGAUCCUAGGCUCCGUUUCAUUAAUUCUGAUACUUCAGAUGUUAACCAACCUUUAGGGACAAAUAAUAUGCCUAAAGUGGAAUAUGCUGGAAGUAUAAUCUCAAGAAAGCAAAAGGCUGUUGAAGAACCUUCUUUGGAUGCUAGCCCUCCCAAAAGACUUAGAAGGUCUUUGGAAAAUUCCGAGCUCAAUACCAGAGAGGAAAGAACUGUGGAUGGAAAAGGUGGUUGGUUGGACGAAAAUACAGUGAUUGGAUCUCAGUUGAUAGAACGGAACCAUUUAAUUCAAAAAGGAGAAACUGAACUCAAAAGGACUAUGAGCACUAGUUCUAGUAAUUUGAUCAUGACUAGUAGCGGAAAUGAGCAGACACCUAUUACAAGCGGCAGCACCGCAGCUUCCCUACCCGCGUUAUUGAAAAAUAUAGCUGUAAAUCCAACCAUGUUAUUGAAUAUACUUUUAGAGCAACAGCAGAGAUUAGCAGCAGAAGCCCAAACGAAGCCUGUUGAUUGUGCUACAAGUACGCUGCAUUUAAUAAACUCAAAUUCAACAGGGGGAGCAGACGCAACUGUGAAUACAGGUCCAGCAAUGACUGCUGGUCUUCCUCAAAAUUCUGUUGGAAUGCUUCCAACUUCAUCACCAGCAACUUCCACGGCACCAAUCCUACAAGUCGAUUCUAGAAAGGUUCGCAUGAAACCCCGCGAUCCACGUCGCAUUCUCCAUGGAAGUAGUACUCUGCAGAAGGGUGGGAGUUUGGGGAGUGAACAAUCCAAAACAAUUGUAUCCCCUAUGCCAAAUAACCAGGGAACUGGGGAAAAUGUCAAUGCCCAAAAGCUUAAUGUUAGGGUUGAAACAAAUUUGGCAUCUCCGUCAAUCGCACAACCUGAUAUUACUCGGCAGUUUACCAAGAAUCUGAAAAACAUUGCUGAUAUUAUGUCUGUUCCCCAAGAACCAUCAACUCACCCUCCUGCUGCUCAGAAUGUUUCUUCUGCAUCUGUCCCCUUUACAUCAGAUAGAGUUGAGCAGAAAUCUGAUCUACCUCACCCUCAGAACCUGAAAGAUGGCGUAGAAUCAGCUCCUGAAACAUGCACAUCAGGUUCCUCUCAACCCCAGAAUACAUGGGCUGAUGUUGAGCAUCUUUUUGAAGGUUAUGAUGAGAAGCAGAAAGCUGCUAUACAAAGAGAGAGAGCCAGGAGGCUUGAAGAACAGAAUAAAAUGUUUGCUGCUAGAAAGCUGUGCCUUGUAUUGGACCUAGACCAUACACUUCUUAAUUCUGCUAAGUUUAUGGAAGUUGAUCCUGUGCAUGAUGAGAUAUUGAGAAAGAAAGAAGAACAAGACCGCGAGAAGCCUCACAGGCAUCUUUUUCGUUUUCCUCAUAUGGGAAUGUGGACUAAACUCAGGCCAGGAGUCUGGAACUUCCUGGAGAAGGCUAGUAAGCUCUUUGAGAUGCAUCUUUACACUAUGGGAAACAAGCUAUAUGCAACAGAAAUGGCAAAGGUCCUUGAUCCAAAGGGUGUAUUGUUUGCUGGUAGAGUUAUCUCUAGAGGUGAUGAUACUGAAACAGUUGACGGUGACGAGAGAGCGCCUAAAAGCAAAGAUUUGGAAGGCGUUUUGGGUAUGGAAUCAUCUGUUGUAAUUAUAGAUGAUUCUGUGAGAGUCUGGCCUCAUAACAAACUGAACCUUAUAGUGGUGGAAAGGUACACAUACUUCCCUUGUAGCAGACGUCAAUUUGGGCUUCCUGGCCCUUCUCUUCUUGAGAUUGACCACGAUGAGAGACCUGAUACUGGAUCUUUGGCAUCCUCUUUGGGGGUUAUUGAGAGAAUACACCAAAACUUUUUUGCUUCUCAAUCCUUAGAAGAAGUGGAUGUCAGAAAUAUCCUAGCUUCAGAGCAGAGGAAAAUCUUGGAUGGUUGUCGUAUAGUAUUUAGUAGGGUGUUUCCUGUUGGCGAAGCCAAUCCCCACCAUCACCCGCUGUGGCAGACAGCUGAACAAUUUGGUGCUUCUUGCACAAACCAAAUUGAUGAUCAGGUUACUCAUGUAGUUGCUAAUUCCCUUGGGACUGAUAAGGUGAAUUGGGCUAUUUGCAAUGGGAAAUUUGUAGUCCAUCCUAGCUGGGUUGAAGCAUCAGCAUUGCUUUAUAGGAGGGCGAAUGAGCAAGAGUUUCUCAUUAAACCAGAAAAAUAA